Messenger RNA from Strongylus vulgaris, 501 nucleotides. The record is from the annotation of a GenBank genome assembly. Lineage: Eukaryota; Metazoa; Nematoda; Chromadorea; Rhabditida; Strongylidae.
AUGCAUAUUACGGGUGUUGCUCUUCGAGAAAGUGGGAGAAAAAGUGAUCUUACGAAGAAGAGCACAAACGAAAGACUUAAGACGGAUAAAUCUAUAACAGAAGUUAGGGAAAAAGGGGAAUCGCCAAAGGGAGAAGGGGUCGAAAGACCAGACAAUGGAGCAACUCUAGGAAAGGACAACGCGGAGAUUCAGGCUGUUCUAUUGGAACCCUCUGGCGAUACUAUUUCCGAUGGAUACAUAGCACAUUUGGAAGUGAUUCUCGAAACAGCUGCAAACUAUUUAUGGGGGAUGAAAAAGCACAUGGCAGCCGAUGAAGCUGCUUGGAAGGAGUUGGCAAAGCGAAUAACACUUCUUCAUGCAGAGGGAUAUGAUGUUCGAGCUGGAACAAAAGAAGCAAAACUUCGACGUAUGACAUCGAAGGAUGUGCCAGACUUAGUGGGAAAAGUGACCAGAAAACGAAAAAGAAGAAGUGUUUCAGCGGCAGCAGCCGAUGCAGAUUAG